Messenger RNA from Hypomesus transpacificus, 1521 nucleotides. It is a transcript of the gene c15h19orf47, whose product is annotated as chromosome 15 C19orf47 homolog. Lineage: Eukaryota; Metazoa; Chordata; Actinopteri; Osmeriformes; Osmeridae. Gene Ontology annotation, cellular component: nucleus. The transcript is spliced from 8 exons. Bases 27 to 1244 code for a protein of 405 amino acids. The record is from RefSeq and is a predicted model, not a curated record.
GUUGGCAGGUUUUCCGGUGGAGCCGGAUGCAGCUGUCAAUAAACAUGGCGUCCGUUACAACAGCCACCUCAGAAUGGAUCCAGUUUUUUAUAGAUGCUGGGAUCCCGGCUGGCCUGGCUGUUAACUAUGCAGUGUCUUUUGUGGACAACAGGAUCCAGAAAAACAUGCUGAUGGACCUGAGUAAGGAGAUCAUGAUGGACCUCGGAAUCACAGUCAUCGGUGACAUCAUCGGCAUCCUUAAACACGCCAAACAAGUCUACAGACAGGACAUGUGCAAGAUGGCCACUGAGGCAAUCACCUCAGGACAGACCAGUGUUAAGGCCGAACUCCGAAGAACUGCCAAUACCCCUGCCACACGGAUGAUUGCCAACGCCUUGAGUCGAGAAUCCCCGCCUAGCACUCCAGUCCGUCGUCCUGACAACCGCCUCUCCGUGACGGUGUCCAACAAACAGGCCAGCAAGAGUAGCAAAGCAGUCCUAAGUCGAGCAGCAGACGAAGGGAACGGCGUGCCGGUGGUGAAGCGCCGGCGGGUGACAGCGGAGAUGGAAGGCAAGUACAUCAUCAACAUGCCCAAAGGCACCACGGCACGCACACGCCGCAUCCUGGCCCAGCAGGACACCAAAGGGAUGAAACGGACCUCUGUAUUUGAACGGCUCGGAGCAGAGUCCAAAGCAGACACAACCACUAGCAGCAGCAAGGCCACAGGUGUGUUCAGCCGCCUGGGCAGAGCGGAUGAAGAGGAGGACGAGGAGAAGGCCCACACGGAUGAAAUGGAUGUUGACGCGGAGGAGGAUGAUAGUGACGGGGAGGGAUCAGUCCUCCAGUACGCAGGUGUUCUAAAGGGCCCCACUCUCUCCAUGAAGAAACCCGCCACCCCCAAACCGGCGCCCACCACACUGCGACGCCUGGGGGCCAAGUUCAAAGUGCCCGCCUGCGAGUCCCCAGCCUCCUCCCCCUCUUCCUCUCCAGACAGCCUCCCCCCUGCCAAGCUCAGUGUGCUCCAGAGACUGGGGAAGCCCCCCAACACACACCCAGGAGCACCUGCCUCCCCUCAGCCCACCGACACCCAGGACAGCCGGGUGACCAGCACCAAACCCAAGGCCCAGGUACGGCCCGCCCCGGCCAGCCCCAAGGUCAGCAGCAGCAGCUCCAGUGUAGGAGGGGGAGGGGGGGACUGCCUGGGGGCUCAGAUGGACGUCGGGUCGGUCAGUGUCUUCAAGAGACUGGGCAGCAAGAAGACCUAAGGCCUCCCACACGUCGUCGGUUAGACUUAGUUUGUAACUGUUUUUAAUAACUUCUGGUUUUAUAUCCAUCCUUGCAUACAUGGGGCACGAUGAAAGGGGUCACGUUAUUAACCGUUUUAAGGGUUUCCAGAUGGACACUACAGCCCUCCUGCGUAAGUGAAAAGUUGCAGUCAGACUCUGCAGUUGAGUUUAUUGAAGGGAAGUUUGUAGUUACAGUACCAGGGCUACUGGGAUUCUCCAGUGUGAAACACAGAGGAGUCAUUAUUCAGACAGGAUA